Cebus imitator (Panamanian white-faced capuchin) is the source of this 1477-nucleotide messenger RNA. It is a transcript of the gene NUDT18, whose product is annotated as nudix hydrolase 18. Gene Ontology annotation, molecular function: 8-oxo-dGDP phosphatase activity; 8-oxo-GDP phosphatase activity; magnesium ion binding. The coding region runs from base 108 to 1079 and encodes 323 amino acids. Lineage: Eukaryota; Metazoa; Chordata; Mammalia; Primates; Cebidae. The record is from RefSeq and is a predicted model, not a curated record. The transcript has 3 exons.
AGGCCCACUGCUGCAGGAACUGGGAGAGAGUGCCGGAUCCGGCACUCGCCCGCGGUCCGGCCUGACGGGUCUGCCAGGACCCGGGCCGUCGCCUCCCGGGGGACCAGAUGGCUUCCGAGGGUCUUGCAGGCGUGCUGGCGGCCGUGCUGGCGGGCCAGGGGCUGCGCGUGCAGAGCUGCGACUCGGCGCCGGCCGGGGAGCCACCGGCACCAGUGCGGCUGCGGAAGAACGUGUGCUACGUGGUGCUGGCCGUGUUCCUCAGCGAGCAGGAUGAGGUGCUACUGGUCCAGGAGGCCAAGAGAGAGUGCCGGGGGUCGUGGUACCUGCCCGCGGGGAGAAUGGAGCCGGGGGAGUCCAUCGUGGAGGCGCUGCAGCGGGAGGUGAAGGAGGAGGCGGGGCUGCACUGUGAGCCCGAGACACUGCUGUCCGUGGAGGAGCGGGGCCCCUCCUGGGUCCGCUUCGUAUUCCUCGCUCGCCCCACAGGUGGAAUUCUCAAGACUUCCAAGGAGGCCGAUGCAGAGUCCCUGCAGGCUGCCUGGUACCCACGGACCUCCCUGCCCACUCCGCUGCGAGCCCAUGACAUCCUGCACCUGGUUGAGCUAGCUGCCCAGUAUCGCCAGCAAGCCAGGCACCCUCUUAUUCUGCCCCAAGAGCUGCCCUGUGAUCUGGUCUGCCAGCGGCUCGUGACCACCUUUACCAGUGUGCAGACAGUGUGGGUGUUGGUUGGCACAGUGGGGAUGCCUCACUUGCCUGUCACUGCCUGUGGCCUCGCCCCUACGGAACAGAGGGGUGGCAUGAAGAUGGCUGUCCUGCGGCUGCUGCAGGAGUGUCUGACCCUGCACCACUUAGUGGUUGAGAUCAAGGGGCUGCUUGGACUGCAGCACCUGGGCCGAGAUCACACUGAUGGUAUCUGUCUGAACAUGCUGGUGACCGUGGCUUUUCGGAGCCCAGGGAUCCAGGAUGAACCCCCAAAGGUUCGGGGUGACAGCUUUACUUGGUGGAAGGUGACGGAGGAAGGACUGCAAAGCCAACUCCUCCAGCGGCUUCACGGAUCCUCCGUCGUCCCAGUGAACAGAUAGGGAGGGGGAGGAGGUGACGAGGAGGUGGGCGGCUGUGCUCCCUCCAGUGUGGCUUUGUCUCCCUCUGAGGGAGGCAGGAGGCUGGCGACCAGGGAUCUUGUUGCAUUGGGAGCAGGGGUGGCUUUCCUGGUCCCCAGGAUAGAUACUUUAAGGAGUUUUCCUCUAGAUUACACAGGGACAGUGCCUUUAACCAAGCAAGGAGUCCAAAGCUCAGGACCCGGCUACUCUGCCGACACACUGGCACUUCUCCCCAGGGACAUGGGGAGCUUUCUGCACUCCCAAUGGCGUCUUGUCAUCACAUUCUGUGUCUUCCUUGGGAGAGGCCUGCAUCCCGACUCUUCCAGGCACUCACAGCUGGGAGGAGCCCCUUGCUGAGUAAAGAGGUGUUGCUUACCUUG